Messenger RNA from Epinephelus moara (kelp grouper), 3529 nucleotides. RefSeq names its product integrin, beta 2 (gene itgb2). The record is from RefSeq and is a predicted model, not a curated record. Gene Ontology annotation, biological process: cell-matrix adhesion; cell migration; cell adhesion mediated by integrin. Gene Ontology annotation, cellular component: integrin complex; focal adhesion; cell surface. Lineage: Eukaryota; Metazoa; Chordata; Actinopteri; Perciformes; Serranidae. The transcript has 16 exons. Bases 95 to 2431 code for a protein of 778 amino acids. Gene Ontology annotation, molecular function: amyloid-beta binding; integrin binding.
ACUUCCUGUCCUGUGGGUGGAGUCUCUCCUUCCAGAUGGUGCUCAACACAACUGCCAACCACGCACAUCUUCCGGUUACUGGAAUUAUUAGGAGAUGGAUCAGUGUUUGCUGUUUCUUCUGCUCCUGCUGAUGGGUAAAAAUGGAUUAUGUCAACAAGAGGAAGUCUGCACAAAGUCAGCAAUCAACUCCUGCAGUGACUGUAUCAAGUCUGGGCCAUACUGUGUGUGGUGCCAACAACUGAAUUUCACCAAAGCAGGUGAGCAGGAGGCAGUACGCUGUGACACCAGAGCUCAGCUGAUAAAGAACGGCUGCAAGAGUAAAGAAAUCAUCUCUCCAAAGAACAAUCAAACCAUUGUCCAAAAGGUUCCUCUGUCUGAGUCAUUCAACCAACAGGAGCCUGUCCAGCUGAGUCCACAGAGAAUUAGUCUGAGACUGCGACCCGGGCUUCCUACCACAUUCAGUGUUACAUUUAAAAGAGUUGAGGGUUAUCCAGUUGAUCUCUACUACCUGAUGGACCUCUCUAACUCCAUGAAAGAUGACUUGGAAAAUGUCCAAGAACUGGGACAAGAUCUUUUUGCAGCUCUGAAUAAAAUCACAGGGUCUGCUCAAAUAGGGUUUGGUGCCUUUGUUGAUAAGACAGUCCUGCCUUACACCAACACCAACAAGGAGAAACUUCUGAAGCCAUGUGGCGAGAAUGACCAGCAGUGCCAGGCUGCCUUUGGUUACAGACAUGUGCUUAGUAUGACACCAAGGAUAAAUGAGUUCAAAGAAAAAGUGAAAGAGCAGUUCAUUUCUGGGAACUUGGACUCUCCAGAGGGGAGCCUUGAUGCUAUGAUGCAGGCUGCUGUGUGUGGGGAAAAAAUAGGUUGGAGGAACAGCAGCACUCGACUGAUUGUGCUGACCACUGAUGCUGGAUUCCACAUGGCUGGGGAUGGAAAAUUAGCUGGCAUACUGGAACCCAAUGAUGAACAGUGCCAUAUGGAAAACAACCUUUAUACCAAUAGCAUUGACAUGGACUACCCAUCUGUUGGCCAACUAGCUAUGCAACUGGAGAAAAACAAUAUUCAGCCCAUAUUUGCAGUGACAAUAAAUGUGUCGACUGUGUACGAGCAACUCUCCAAAAUGAUUCCAAAAUCAGAGGUGGGAGUUCUGUCAGGAGAUUCUAAAAAUGUUGUUGGAUUGAUUGAAAACGCCUACAAUAGGUUGUCCUCCAAAGUAACUUUGACCCAUGACGAUCUCCCUGACAAUGUAAGAGUUGUUUUCACUCCUAAAUGCGCUCAUGCACAACCAGCAGUUGACGGCGAAGGGGUCUGUGACAAAGUACGAGUGGGACAGGAGAUUUCUUUUGAUGUCACAGUGACGGCGUACACAUGUAUGGAGGAAAAUUCUUUCACUAUCAGACCACUGGGCAUUAAAGACACAUUGACAGUGGCCCUAUCUACAAAUUGUGAGUGUCAGUGUGAAGACCCAAAAGACACCAACCACCCACACUGCAAGGGCAAGGGAAGAGUACAGUGUGGUAUUUGCAGCUGCAAUGAAGGCUCCAUUGGUCAGUUCUGUGAGUGUUCCAUUGGCAAUAAAGAUGAGCGUACCCUGCGAGCAUCCUGUCAGAGGCAGAAUGGCACUGAGUGUGAGGGUCGAGGAGACUGUGUGUGUGGCAGGUGCCAGUGUCACACCACAGAGAGUGGCAGCAGUUAUCAUGGUGUCUUCUGCGAGUGUGACGAUGAACACUGUGAGAAGUUCCAGAAUAAACUAUGUGGAGGAAAUGGUAAGUGCAACUGUGGCGACUGUGAAUGCGAUCCAGGCUUCGAGGGCUCAGCCUGUCAGUGUAAGGUGUCUACAGAAGGCUGUGUUACCCCCAACAACACUGUAUGCUACGGAAGAGGGAAAUGCAAGUGUAACCGCUGUGAGUGUAACGAGGGUUACCAGCAUCCACGAUGCAAGACAUGCCUUGGCUGCCCUGACCCUUGCCAGACCAAACUGAACUGCAUUGAAUGCCUUGGCUUUAACUCAGGUCCCUUUAAAAAAAACUGCAGUGUGGUUUGCAGCAGUAAUAUUCAUUAUAAUAUGGUAGAUCAGUUCACCAUACAAAACAAGAAGUGCCAGCAGAAGGACUCGGAGGGCUGCUGGAUCAAAUUUAAUCUGGACCAGUUGAUCGGAGAGGAUAACUACCAAGCUGAAAUUCUGAAACAAAGAGACUGUCCAGAACCACCCAGCGUCACAGCUAUCAUCGCAGGUUCCCUUGCGGCUGUGGCUCUCAUUGGCAUCCUGCUGUUGAUGCUUAUCAAGCUACUUAUCUACAUGAAGGACCUGAAAGAGUUCAAGAAAUUUGAAAAUGAAAAGAAAAAAUCCAAGUGGGCAGAGGCUGACAACCCAUUGUUCCAUAAAGCCACCACCACCGUGACCAACCCAACCUUCACUGGAGAAUGAGGACUGCCACUGCAGCACAGCACUCAAAACAGCAAAAAAGAGCUUUGGCAGGAGUUUUGAGUUAUGGAUGUAUGUCAGCAGAGUAUCAUUUGUUAUUGGGGAUGCACAAUAAUAUCGGCAUGCUAUCAGUAUCGGCUGAUAUUGACUUUAAAAUGAAUGAUCAGAAUCAGCUAAUGUGCUUUUUCGUAUUUUGCACAAUGAAUGAAUAUUAUAUACAUUAAAAAGCAUUCCAUUUAAUGUCUCCAUCUGCUGGUGGGCCAUCACGAUAAGCAUAUGCAUAAAUAAUGUGAUGUUAAAUCCACUACAGAAGAGACUUGAUCACUAAAAUUAGGUGGAUAUAUCAAUACGGUAGUGGUUAUCGGUAAAAUUAGUUGUUACAUCAGCAUAUUCGAUACCGACAAAAAGUCAUAUAUUGUGCAUUUCCAUUUGUUAUGCUAUUUGCAAAUGUUGACAUUCACAGAUUUAUUUAGCUACUAGUUGACUUGCUUACUUUCUUAAUGAUGAAUUUCUGUUAUUUACUGUCUACGUGAUUGUAGUUGUAUUGUGCAACUUAUUAUUCCAAAAAUUGCUUGUAAUAUUUACACAUGUGAUAUAUUAUAAUGUAUGUGGAUAGUAGGGCAGAGGUUGGGCAGAAUUUAAAGAUUUGUAACAUACACUCAUCGACUACUUUAUUAGGUACACCUGUUCAACUGCUCAUUAACAAUAAUAGCUUAUCAGCCAAUCACACCACAGCAACUCAAUGCAUUUAAGCAUGUAGACAUGGUCGAGACCUGCUGAAGUUCAAACUGAGCAUCAGAAUGUAACCUGGUUCUAGCAAGGUCUACCUAAAAAAGUGGCCAGUGAGUGUACAUACACUGGAUGCAUCAUAUUAGAACAUUGCUACUCAUUUUAUAUUUCAAAGCUAUUUCGCUGUUGAUGUGGCACAUGCUUCGUCAUUCCUAAAGAGAUCCUUUGAAAUGUAUGUCUGUGAAAUCAAAUUUAUUUUGGAGGUAAACAUUUUCACAAUUUGUUGUUAUUUUAAUUGUCAUAUAGGCUCAGUAAGGUGUAGUAAUCAAUGUUUCUGGCCAACAGACAACAAUAAAUCCAGUAUUCACUCUC